CGACUCCUCUAGUGCAACUCACAAGAGCCAUGAUUCCACACGAUUUUUCUCGAAUAGACCCCAAGCGACGUGUCAAUCUUGAUUACAAGAAAAGACAAUUCGCAAAACCAGAGUUCAAGCACCAGAAGUAUGAACACAGACUCAACUACUACAUCCUACCCCCAACGGCGGAGAUCACCUUGGAGGAGUUUGAGACAUGGGCGAUCAAUCGACUAAAGGUUCUCUCCGAACUCGAAGCAUGUACCUUCCGCAACCGCACCCCCGAAGAAACCGCUGAGUAUAUGACGAGCAUCGUGAACAAAUACCUCCCUCUCCGAUCUAACUCGUCACGAGGCCAGAAUCUGCAAGAGGAGAGGAAGAAAGAUCACUAUUCGCAUUUCAUUCUUCGACUGGCAUUUUCCGCAACCGAGGAUCUCCGGAGACGGUUUUCGAGGUUGGAGACAAUGUUAUUCAGAUUAAGGUUCAAAGACGAUGACCCAAGGGAAAGGAAGGAUUUCGUCAGUGGUUUGAAGUUAGAAUGGGAGGAGGUCGGUGCAGAUGAGAAGAGGGAGCUAGGGAAUGAGUUGGCAGCCGCCGGAGGAGUGAAGGGAGAGGAACAGGAGUGGUUUAAAGUUGAUUGGGAACGCGUCCCGGAGCUGGUGGAACAACGGAGAGUGCUUCUGAAGAGAGGUAAGGCAUACGUGCCUCAGAGGGAACAGAUCAGCCUGGUCGUGGCCGAGUUCACUAGACGAUUAGAUGAAGCCUUGGAGUUAACCUCCCGCGCUCUCCCCCGUCUUGACGAAGACGACCGCCUCGCCCCCAUCCUCGCACACCUCUCACACUCCUUCACCUCACCCGACGCCGCAUACUCUUCCUCCGAUGCCUCCAUCGACGGCCUGUCUACCAUAACCGCAAACGCCAUCGAUACUCUCUCCCAGCACUUCCCACUCUGCAUGCAGAACCUGCACAUGACGCUCCGCGCAAACUCGCAUCUCAAGCACUACGGCCGCCUCCAAUACACCCUUUUCCUCAAAGGCAUCGGAUUAAGCUUAGACGAAUGUAUCAUGUUCUGGCGCCGCAGCUUCAAACUCAUGACCGAUGACAAAUUCAGCAAAGAAUACAAGUACAACAUCCGACAUGCAUACGGGGAUGUCGGCGGCGAUGCAAACCGACGCGGACGCGGAUACACCCCGUAUUCCUGCCAAAAGAUUCUGACCGAGCCUCUCCCUGGCCCUGGACAAUCUCAUGGGUGUCCGUACCGCACGUUCACUCAGGAUAAUCUCAAUGCACUUCUUCAACGCACUGGUGUGAAUGAUAAAGAUCUAUUGAAGGUAGUUAAGGAUGAUGUGAGCAAGCAGAGAUAUCAUGUUGCGUGUAACAGAGUGUUUGAGUGGGCACAUAGGAGGGAAAUCAAGAAGGUCAAGGAUGAUGGGACGUGGAGUGCGACGGAUUUGGAUACAAUUGUGCAUCCGAAUACGUAUUUCAAGAGGGGUUGGCUAUUGAAGCAUCUUGGGGACGGGAAUGCGGGGGUAGUUAACGGGGGCGAGAAGAUGGAGGAGUAGGAUGAUCACGAUGAUGGGGUUGCUUGGACGACCUUAAUGUGGUAUUGCAUAGUGUUGCUUCCUUGCUUUCUCGAGAUUUUGGG
Messenger RNA from Lindgomyces ingoldianus, 1624 nucleotides. Its product is annotated as DNA primase large subunit. NCBI's taxonomy places the organism in Eukaryota, Fungi, Ascomycota, Dothideomycetes, Pleosporales, Lindgomycetaceae. The record is from RefSeq and is a predicted model, not a curated record. The transcript has 3 exons. The coding region runs from base 30 to 1541 and encodes 503 amino acids. Gene Ontology annotation, biological process: DNA replication, synthesis of primer. Gene Ontology annotation, cellular component: alpha DNA polymerase:primase complex.